This is a messenger RNA of Oryzias latipes (Japanese medaka), 5000 nucleotides long. RefSeq lists its product as uncharacterized. NCBI's taxonomy places the organism in Eukaryota, Metazoa, Chordata, Actinopteri, Beloniformes, Adrianichthyidae. Gene Ontology annotation, cellular component: nucleus; cytoplasm. Gene Ontology annotation, biological process: dentinogenesis; odontoblast differentiation. Gene Ontology annotation, molecular function: collagen binding. The record is from RefSeq and is a predicted model, not a curated record.
AUAUCCACAGAGAGAAACAGCGAGGACGUUUUAGUGGCUAGUUUGACAGGAAGUGACCCAUUUGAAAAGUGGGGGGCAACACCUGUCCCCCCAGGUGAGAGUCACUAAAGCGCUUACAUUUCAAAGGUGAACAGUGUGGUUCAUCGGUUUCUGCUGUUUGCCAGCCUGGUGACAGUCUGGACAGGAAGGACGUCGCCGCCAUCGCGCUGCAGCACAUGAGCGGUCAUGUAGUCGUCACUCAGUUCUGGUUCUGGUUUGUUACAGGUCUGGUUCAGCUCGUCCUUGUUCUGGGAUGUCUUUACCAUGAGCCAAAGCUCUGCCGAUGCUCCAGUGUGGAUUCAGGUUGGUAUCCCAGGACAAACUGCAGGUCCAGGUUCUCCCUUCACCGUCCAUCUGACUCCUAAAUUCACGGUUGGAUUCCAAGAAAACUAGCAGCGUGAACGGAUGUAGAAACCUUCUUAUCUCACAUGACCUGACCACAGGCCACCAGUGGAGCUGGAGGAGACCACCACAGGAGCUGGACUCCUCGGUCUGUGAGGAUCUCCCAGAGAAACUCUGAAGGUCAUAAACCCAACAGAACCUGCCGUCUGCAGCAGCUGAACAGGUUGCAACCACCAGAACCACUGGACUGACAGAUGAAUCCUGAGCUGUCCAGCUCCAUGUCCUCCUGCCCCCUCCCGCCAGACCAGCCUCCCCAGCCCUGAAGACCUGCAGCGCGUGCGUCAGAGGCGCGUGCACAGACCGAGGAGGGUCUCCAUCAGGUGGAGCUGAGCAAACGGGGUCGCUACAGGGAGGGGCUGUCCCCGUCCGCCGCGCUCAGAAACGAAAGCUGGACUGCGGGCGCGAGGAGCCUGGCGCGAGGCGCGGCGGGAGCCGCAAAGGGCGGCUCGGCGGAGCGCGAGCGCAGCGGCGUGACAGAGACAGGAAGUCCUCUCCUACCUGUGGGUGAUGCUGCUUUCAAACACGUCCAUCAUCUGACGCUCAGGGGCGCGCCGAAGCCGACGGGAGCGCGCGGAUACCCACACGGCACGCAGGCGGACGGGACGAAGGAGCAGGAUGCCCCCGUACCCUGAAGCGAGUUGCGCUGCCCCCCGACGGUCAUGUGCCUAGUUAGCUGCGCUCCCCCCUCCCUCCCGCUGCUUGCCUCUCUCCGUUUGAUUAGCCCGCUCCCCGUGCCCCUCCUUCUGUAAGACCCCCCAUACAUUCAGUUUCAGAUGGAUGGAGGCUGCUGCAGGAAUAAGGUAGAUCUGCCCCCAUCCUGCUUCUGUGACCCCUCAGACUCUCUGCUGUGUGGAACAGCGCCCCCUACCUCACAGAGUUGCAGUUUCAGUUGCAGAUGACUGUUGGUUCCCUUCAGUGUGAAUGCAGACAGACUUAUCAUGGACCAAGGAGAGGAGGAGAGCCGUGACAGGACAUGGUGGAAGCUGCAGCCGUGGGAGGGGGGCUUUUUCUCAGAGGAAGGACUCUUCUCCUGAAAUCUACAUCAUCAUCAUCAUCAUCAGCCUGUCACGCCACUGCUGGCGGGUGGCCUCCACAUCUUACUCAUCACGGUUUUGGGCACUCUGGGUCCACGUGCUGCCUGCCUUCUCCUUCCAUGUCAUCUCUCCAUCUUUUCUUCGGUCUUCCCCUUCCUCUCUUCCUGUCCCACGGAGUCCAUUCUGUUGUUUUCUUAACCCAUUCGUGGUUCUUCAUUCGGGCUACAUGUCCUGCCCACUUGCCUUUGGCUUCAAUCACUUUCUCGAUGACAUCCUUCACCCCUGUUCUUGAUCUUAAGUCUUCGUUCCUGACCUUAUCUCUCCUCGUAACACCCAGCAUUGAUCGUUCCAUGCUCCUCUGGGUGAUUGCUAGUUUCUCUCUUUGGCGGUUGGGAAGUGACCAUGUCCAGCUCCAUACGUCAUUGAUGGCAGUAUGACAGUGUUCAUGAUCUUCCUCUUGAGACACAUGGGCAUUUUUUGAUCUCUCAGAAACGUGCUGUACUGUCCGAAUCUCUUCCAAGCAGAUGUUACUCUCGUCUAUCUCUUUCGCCAUCUCAUUUCCUGGUGUUAGCAGUCUUCCCAAAUACUUAUACUCAUCCACCUCCUCCAGUUGUUCUCCAUCCACAAUUAUUCCUUUCCUUCUCCUUUUCCUUGCUAAUUCAUUGCACAUGAAAUCUACAUCAUGUUGUUGUAAUACUGUAAUUUCACCAUUAGGUGGCAGACCCGGUUUAGUGUAGUUUAGCCAAUUCCGGCUGAAUUCUCUGACUUUAUGUUUUUAUGAUUUCAUGUUUAUUUUACAAUUAGCGGUAUGAAGCCCAUUAAGAUGACUGUUGUUGUAAUACUGGGCCAUAGAAAUUGAAUGGAAUUGUGAACAGACCAUAACAACAUCUGCACACUGGGUUGCACAUCAGCUUUGAGGAACUCCCUGUUACUGUGUUAGAUGAGCAGCAUGGCAGAGGGCCGAGUCCAACCAGAUGCCAAGUCUUCCUCCACGAUUGCUGUGUCUCAGCAGUUUUUAAUUAAAAGGCUCCAUUUGUGCAAUCUCUUUGGGAUCAUAAAUUGCUGCUUCCUUUCCUGCUGGCUGCGCUUUGCUGCUUCAGCGUGUCCGUUGGUACUGAUAAGGCCCUUCAGAGCUACAUCAGCAUGUCUGAUGCAGGAGCACUUUUCAAAUUCUUCAAGGUUCAUUUGAAACAAAACAGAGCAAAAAGGCUUGUUUUUCACGGCCCCAACAAUCUGUUGAAGGGAAGGAAAAUGCUCAUUGCAGGUAUGUCUAACAAUGAGAAGAAAAAAUCCUCUGAUGUCACUCCUCAACAAAAUGGCAUUCUCUCUUUGUUGGUGUCAUUCUGCAACAAAGAGAAAAAACAGGAAAUGAGAAGGAGCAAAGCAGAAACUGUUUCUUUGGUUCUCAUGGACGUUAGAGCUGCAUGCUGCCUUCAGGCCUUUUUGUCAGGCAGAAAGUGUUCUGCACCUUCAGCUGCAGCAGCUCCGUUCAGACUGAGAGCGAUGACGAAACCAGGGCUAAAAAUAGCCGCCUCCCAGGAUCCCCCUGUCCGCCACGUUAAACAACAGAGAGCCGCUCAGAGCCUGCAGCCGUGUGAUGCUGAAUACGCAGCAGACGUUGCAGACACCGCAGAUGUUGCAUAUGCUGCAGAUGCCACAGACGCUGCAGAUGUCGCAGACACCGUAGAUGCUGCAGACGUUGCAGACACCGCAGAUGUCGCAUAUGCUGCAGAUGCCACAGACGCUGCAGAUGCAGCAGAUGUCGCAGACACCGCAGAUGCAGCAGACGUUGCAGACACCGCAGAUGUCGCAUAUGCUGCAGAUGCCACAGACGCUGCAGAUGCAGCAGAUGUCGCAGACACCGCAGAUGCUGCAGACGUUGCAGACACCGCAGAUGUCGCAUAUGCUGCAGAUGCCACAGACGCUGCAGAUGCAGCAGAUGUCGCAGACACCGCAGAUGCUGCAGACGUUGCAGACACCGCAGAUGUCGCAUAUGCUGCAGAUGCCACAGACGCUGCAGAUGCAGCAGAUGUCGCAGACACCGCAGAUGCUGCAGACGUUGCAGACACCGCAGAUGUCGCAUAUGCUGCAGAUGCCACAGACGCUGCAGAUGCAGCAGAUGUCGCAGACACCGCAGAUGCUGCAGACGUUGCAGACACCGCAGAUGUCGCAUAUGCUGCAGAUGCCACAGACGCUGCAGAUGCAGCAGAUGUCGCAGACACCGCAGAUGCAGCAGACGUUGCAGACACCGCAGAUGUCGCAUAUGCUGCAGAUGCCACAGACGCUGCAGAUGCAGCAGAUGUCGCAGACACCGCAGAUGCUGCAGACGUUGCAGACACCGCAGAUGUCGCAUAUGCUGCAGAUGCCACAGACGCAGCAGAUGUCGCAGACACCGCAGAUGCUGCAGACGUUGCAGACACCGCAGAUGUCGCAUAUGCUGCAGAUGCCACAGACGCUGCAGAUGCAGCAGAUGUCGCAGACACCGCAGAUGCUGCAGACGUUGCAGACACCGCAGAUGUCGCAUAUGCUGCAGAUGCCACAGACGCUGCAGAUGCAGCAGAUGUCGCAGACACCGCAGAUGCUGCAGACGUUGCAGACACCGCAGAUGUCGCAUAUGCUGCAGAUGCCACAGACGCUGCAGAUGCAGCAGAUGUCGCAGACACCGCAGAUGCUGCAGACGUUGCAGACACCGCAGAUGUCGCAUAUGCUGCAGAUGCCACAGACGCUGCAGAUGCAGCAGAUGUCGCAGAAACCGCAGAUGCUGCAGACGUUGCAGACACCGCAGAUGUCGCAUAUGCUGCAGAUGCCACAGACGCUGCAGAUGCAGCAGAUGUCGCAGACACCGCAGAUGCUGCAGACGUUGCAGACACCGCAGAUGUCGCAUAUGCUGCAGAUGCCACAGACGCUGCAGAUGCAGCAGAUGUCGCAGACACCGCAGAUGCUGCAGACGUUGCAGACACCGCAGAUGUCGCAUAUGCUGCAGAUGCCACAGACGCUGCAGAUGCAGCAGAUGUCUCAGACACCGCAGAUGCAGCAGACGUUGCAGACACCGCAGAUGUCGCAUAUGCUGCAGAUGCCACAGACGCUGCAGAUGCAGCAGAUGUCGCAGACACCGCAGAUGCAGCAGACGUUGCAGACACCGCAGAUGUCGCAUAUGCUGCAGAUGCCACAGACGCUGCAGAUGCAGCAGAUGUCGCAGACACCGCAGAUGCUGCAGACGUUGCAGACACCGCAGAUGUCGCAUAUGCUGCAGAUGCCACAGACGCUGCAGAUGCAGCAGAUGUCGCAGACACCGCAGAUGCCACAGACGCUGCAGAUGCAGCAGAUGUCGCAGACACCGCAGAUGUCGCAUAUGCUGCAGAUGCCACAGACGCUGCAGAUGCAGCAGAUGUCGCAGACACCGCAGAUGUCGCAGACACCGCAGAUGUCGCAGACACCGCAGAUGCCUUCACCCCCCAGAAAGCCAUGUUUGCUUUCUCGUUACUGGAAACUGCGAGACGUCUGUUGGGCGUUUCACCCAAAUGA